AUGGGUCUAAAAUCACUACUGAACCUCCGAAAGAGGAACAGCUUGGAUGACCAACCCAAAGAACGAUACUCACCCCAGCCACAAACACGAGACGCAAGCUACGAAAGGACACUUCAAGGAGAGGAAGGGGUACCCAGUGAUGGACAGAUCAAGCGAGCAACGAGGCUACGGCGAUACUUCGCCUGGAGCGCAUCCUUUGGGUAUCUGGUGUCUUGGGUGUUCCUGAUACUGAUUCUCAUUGGCAACACAUCCGACAAGCCCGUGCUUCGCAAUGUUUACUUCUACAAGCUCAACCUGGCCGACAUCAUCCCGGAAUCGGUACCAAAUGCGCAGUUGAUCAACAGUAUCGCUCAAAGUAUAGGUCUGCAUGACUUUUACCAAGUUGGUCUGUGGAACUUUUGCGAGGGAUAUCAAUCUGAAGGGAUCACGUACUGCUCCGAGCCCGAAACGCUCUACUGGUUCAACCCGGUCAAGGUCAUCAUGAGCGAGCUUCUCUCCGGCGCCACCGUCGCAAUCCCCACCGCCAUCAUCACCAUCCUGUCGGUCCUGCGCAUCACCUCGCAGAUCAUGUUCGGCUUCUUCCUAACCGCCUGCGUGCUCAACUUCGUCCUCAUCUUCGUCUCGCCCAUCCUGCCCGUCAAGUCGCGGUGGUGGUCCCUCCCACUCUCCCUUUUCUCGUUCGCCUCCAUGAUCCUGACCCUGGCCGCCUCGAUCAUCGGCACUGUCAUCAGCUACGCCUUCAAGUACGCGGCCGAAGCGCAGUCGGACCUCAACAUCCACGCCGAUGUUGGCACGUACAUGUUUGUCUUUAUGUGGAUCGCCACGGGCUUCACCAUGUGGAGCUUCGCGGUGCACAGCGGUAUGGGAUGCUGCUGUGCGAGCAAGCGGGAUCUCAAGAGCGGGAGGAGACUGAUCAAGCCCGAUGGGAGGAUCAUCCACGCCGGUUAG
This is a messenger RNA of Neurospora tetrasperma FGSC 2508, 948 nucleotides long. RefSeq lists its product as uncharacterized. Gene Ontology annotation, biological process: fungal-type cell wall organization. The transcript is spliced from 3 exons. The record is from RefSeq and is a predicted model, not a curated record. Lineage: Eukaryota; Fungi; Ascomycota; Sordariomycetes; Sordariales; Sordariaceae. Bases 1 to 948 code for a protein of 315 amino acids. Gene Ontology annotation, cellular component: plasma membrane; cell cortex of cell tip.